Messenger RNA from Acytostelium subglobosum LB1, 1053 nucleotides. RefSeq lists its product as hypothetical. Gene Ontology annotation, molecular function: ubiquitin protein ligase activity. The transcript has 2 exons. Gene Ontology annotation, cellular component: membrane; endoplasmic reticulum. Lineage: Eukaryota; Evosea; Eumycetozoa; Acytosteliales; Acytosteliaceae. Bases 1 to 1053 code for a protein of 350 amino acids. Gene Ontology annotation, biological process: protein ubiquitination. The record is from RefSeq and is a predicted model, not a curated record.
AUGGAAUCAAUACAAGUGAUUCUGUCUCCACAUCCACAGUUGUUGUUAAGAAUUAUUAGCCAUUUGAGCAAUAAUGCCGAACGUGAGAAUGGCCAUUACUUGCCAUUCGUUGAGCAGAUGAAAGCCUAUCGAUCAAGGUUUGAAAGCUUCAAUCGUGAUGUGCUCAAGUACAAAAAGACCGCCGCACUGUUGACGGAGAUGGACAAGGAGUUGCAACGCAUGGACAAGGACGACGUUGUCCAGCAGCAGCUCGACGCCAUCGUGCAGCUCAACAAGACCCUCCAGCAGUCACUGCAGCAGCUGGAGCCAAUGAUGAAGACCCAGAGUGAGCAGAUCAAGAAUUUGACCGACUACCUUGUGCCACCCACCGAAGAGGUGUUCCGUGCUCGUGUCCUGGAGAUGUUGGCCAAAGCAUCUGUGGAGAAGGUACCAAAACCCUCAAUGAAGACAUGUGCCAUUUGUCUUGAAGCUCCUGCCAACAUCAUGAUCAAGAGGGCUUGUGGUCGUUCAACGUCCACAACAACUCCUUCAGCCUCCAGCGGCAGGAAAUCAGUAGCAUGCGAGAGUGCAACCUGUGCUUGUGGACCGACCAUGUGCCAGGAGUGCAUGAUACGUCACUAUUGGGUGUCAUCCACCAACACUACCAAGUCAUAUUCAAGAUGCGCCUGUUGCAGAGCAGAGUUCUGUUUGAAGGAUAUACACCUUAUACAAUUUGAGGAGGUUGCAGAGGAUAACACAAAGGUCAAAGUGACAACCAAAGAUAACAACAAGAGAAAGGAUAGAGAGGAGGAGGAGGAUGACAAUCAAUCACCAUUGAAGAAGACUAGGAGUGAACAUUCCACAACAAGGAGCACGUCUACUUCAUCAUCCACUUCCACAUCGACAUCAACAACAACGACGACGACACAUCACAGUAGUAGACAGAGGAAUGAACAUCACAAAGUUGGAGACAAUCAGUCAAAUCAACAACACCAACCAAAUCAUCAAGAGCCAAAUGAACAUGACGAAGGCAACUGGUCACCUUUCAGACGACUGAUCAAUUUCCUAAGGUAG